AUGGCGGAGAGAUUGUCGAAAAACUUUGGCAACCUUGUGUUGGGAGGGCUUGGCAACCGCAAUGGCGAUGAUAAGGAGCAGGAAGAGGAGUCUGCUCAGACGGAAGGCGAGAAAAGCCCGGCGGGCAAAGCUGAUGGUGGUGUCCCGGAGCCUGGUGCAGUGGCCACCUACAACUUUAUGCCCUUGCGGUGGACCAUGGCAAUUCCUCUUAAGGAGGGGCUACAAAUCCGUUGUGCUUUUUGCGGCACGGCAGCGGAGGGCCGGCAGUUCGUGGAGAAGGCCAAGUCGUUGGGACAGAUCCGGGAGCUCAACGAAGUUGAUCAGCAGCGUCAGAAGCAGGCCAGGCAGCAACUGGUAGACAAUGUGGCUUCAUUGAAGCGGAGCCACGAUGCAGCAAUCCAUCUGGCGCAGUUGCUGCCGGCCGGAGGUCGCGCGGCCAAACUUCGCCGUGCGGUCUCUCACCUAGGUGAGGUUCUGGUCAUUGGCAGUCGGGUUACAGCUUCGAGGGUCAGAUCGGCCAGGGAAAGCGUGGCUGACACUUGCCCAGCAGAAGAAGACGCAGACUUUGGCGAUGAUGCAGUUGUGUGA
Cladocopium goreaui is the source of this 588-nucleotide messenger RNA. Lineage: Eukaryota; Dinophyceae; Suessiales; Symbiodiniaceae. The record is from the annotation of a GenBank genome assembly.